Perca fluviatilis (European perch) is the source of this 3986-nucleotide messenger RNA. RefSeq names its product heat shock transcription factor 2 (gene hsf2). Gene Ontology annotation, biological process: regulation of DNA-templated transcription. NCBI's taxonomy places the organism in Eukaryota, Metazoa, Chordata, Actinopteri, Perciformes, Percidae. Gene Ontology annotation, molecular function: DNA-binding transcription factor activity; sequence-specific DNA binding. The record is from RefSeq and is a predicted model, not a curated record. Bases 109 to 1767 code for a protein of 552 amino acids. The transcript has 12 exons.
GUUAAGGACUCGAGCUGCCGUUAAACCCCCCAAAUAACACGAAGAAGGAGAAGAAGCAGAAGCAGCUGCUUUUCAGUCUGCUUGUUUUUGUCGUUGAAUUUUUCAAAAAUGAAACACAACUCGAACGUCCCGGCUUUCCUCGUCAAGCUGUGGACGCUUGUCGAGGAUGCAGACACCAAUGAAUUUAUUUGCUGGAGUCAGGAGGGCAACAGUUUUCUGGUGUUGGACGAGCAGCACUUUGCCAAGGAGAUCCUCCCCAAGUUCUUUAAGCACAACAACAUGGCCAGUUUCAUCAGGCAGCUCAACAUGUAUGGAUUUCGGAAAGUGAUGCACAUUGACACAGGCAUUGUGAAACAAGAGAGAGAUGGUCCAGUGGAGUUUCAGCACCCCUACUUCAAACAUGGACAGGACAACCUGCUGGAGAACAUCAAACGGAAGGUUUCCAACACUCGGCCAGAGGACAACAAGAUUCGACAGGAAGACCUGACAAAGGUCUUGGAGAGUGUUCACAAUGUUAAUAGCAAACAGGAGAACAUCGACGUCCGACUGGCAACACUCAAGAGGGAGAAUGAAGCUCUGUGGAGGGAGAUCGCAGACCUGAGAAAGAUCCAUGUCCACCAGCAACAGCUCAUCAAAAAGCUGAUACACUUCAUCUUCACAUUGGUACAGAACAACCGCAUCCUGAAUUUAAAACGCAAGAGUAAAGUGUUUGAGCAGUCUCAUGACAUGUUGGUGUGUCACCGCCCUUCUGACAGGCCGGUUCUUAUGAACAGCAAUGGAAAGAAGUCCAAAUACAUCCAUCAGAUCUAUGAUGACAAAGUGUGUGUGGAACAGUCCUCUGUCAACAGUCUGAACGGUGUGAAGGGCUCGGAGAUAUCAGACGACGUUAUCAUCUGUGACUUGACCGAGAGCGACGUCGAGGUGGCGGCUGAGAUCACAGAGGGUUCACCCAAGGCCUACGAGCAAGGUGAUAUAGAAAUCGUGGAGGUGGAGCUGGACAGCUGUGCGGUGCUGCCAGCUGAGACGGAGGUGAGCACCACCAGCACGGAUGACAUGAAACAGACAGAGGCUGGUGUGUCGUCGUCAGCAGCAGCAGCAGACGACAGGCAGCGGAGCAGCACUUUAGACAGCAGUGGACCAAACAGCAGUGCCCUGCAGCUCAAUAAACCCUCGGGCCUGAGUCUGGAGGACCCUGUCAAGAUGAUGGACUCCAUACUGAACGAUAACGGAGCGAUAUCUCAGAACAUCAACCUGCUGGGCAAGAUGGAGCUGAUGGACUAUCUGGACAGUAUUGACUGCAGUCUGGAGGACUUCCAGGCCAUGCUGUAUGGAAAACAGUUUGGAAUGGACUUUGAUGCCCUCGAGGAGAGCGUGUCCUCCAAAGAGAACUCCUCACAGCUAAACCGAGGCAAGAGAGAGGAAGUCAACCCAGACAAGCAGUUGAUCCAGUACACCUCUUGCCCCCUGCUGGCCUUCCUUGAUGGCAGCCUUCCUCAUCCAGAGCUGGACCUGGGCAGCGGCAGCGACAGCGACAGCUCCUAUAACCCCCACCUCCAGCCCUCUUCCAGCCCCGGCGCUCCCGUGGAGGCCGAGCCGCCCUCCGAGCUGCUGGACGCCAGCCUGGAGUCGAAGCAGCCGUCCCGCAGCUCCCUGAUCCGCCUGGAGCCUCUGACGGAGGCGGAGGCCAGCGCCGAGACGCUCCUCUACCUGUGCGAACUGAGUCCCGCCGGCGCGGAGGCCGACGCCACCCUGCUGGACAGAGUGUGAGCGGGGCGGGGGACCGGUGUGACUGUUGGCUCCAUCCCUCCAUCCUCCAGACAGGGACUGAUAGUGUGUUAAUAUUUCCUCGCCUCCUCAGGCCUGAGCUGUGUGUGUUUUUGUUGAGAAGCAGUGAGAGAAGUGAAGGAAGAAAGCGACAGAAUAGCUGCAGUUGGUACCGUGUGCACAUUCGACAUGAAAGGCCUUUGCAUUGAAGAUGACAUUUGAGUUCCAGAAGUAAGACCCAUUUUCAUUCAAUAUAAUAAUAGUUUAAGAACUUAUGUUAUUUGUUAUGGGAGUCAUAAGUCGGUCAAAACAGAAAACACACACACACACAAUCAAACAAUUCAAUUCAAAACUCAUACUUUACAUACAGUAUAUCUGUAUGUGCCCAUUAAGGAGAAAUGCCCAUAAACCUUAGAAAUCAUCUUUUCUCUGCUGUAUCAACAGUAAACCAACUGAUUGUUCUGACAUCAGGACGUAUGGUGCAUUCCAGUUGAACUAGGAAGUCGGAAUUUUUGAAAGUAUUGUUAUCAACUUGUAUUGCUAACAAUGGCCAACCUGGCUGGAGUCCCCCCUACCCCCCCGUUUCCCCCGACUUGUAACUGUAACGCAGUCCCGCCCAGUUCGGACCUCCCGACGAGGUAAAUAAGAAAUCCUGUGUUAUUGGCCACCUGUUUACAUCACCCAAAGCAUGAUGGGAAGUGUAGUCCCAAAACAGAAAACCUUUUCAUCCCAAAUGGAGAAAGAAAAAAAAAACACAAAGCGUAAAACAUUCAUGCCACUUUCUAAAGCUAAGUGGCGCGUGUUGUCUGUACUCAUUAUGAGCUAUCCGCGUGAACGGGACGUUGCAUUUGGGAAAACAAUAACUGGACGCGGGACAACAACUUGGCGCUGUCAUACCUCUGGCCGUUCAUAUACACGCGUCCCGUGCUGUGUUCGAAAACCUGCAAACAUACAGGCGUUUUUCAUCGAUACUGUCUGAUUUAUUGUGAGAUUAAAUCCACGUGUAGCUCUGAUUUAGAGAUCGAGAGUGAAAACGGAGACCGUUUACUGCCAUGUGUCUGAAAUGGAAACCCAUUUCUUUUUGAUAGGAGUACUUUAUUUCCACGACUUUAGUGUUUUUUUUUUUUUUCUUCAACACGAUGCUUUCAAAGGUCAACAUGACAUGAUGUGCACAAACUAGUGGCAAGUGUAAGCACAGGGCACGAGGGCUCGGCUCCUCCUUCAGCGCAGCUUCACUCUGCCUCCUCUUCUCUUCAGCAUCUUCAGCAUCCCAUCUGAUCCUACACAGUCCUCCUGACCACCUGUAUUAACACACUGAACUUUGUAUGUACUUCUGAAAAUGUAUUUAUUCUGUUUGUUUGUUUUUUUACACACAUUUUUCUUACAUUUAUGUCCACAAAGCUAAGACUCUUCAGAUAGUGCCGGGGACUUACUUCCUUCCCUUUGAGUUCAUUCAUUUAAUGAACGCCUUAUUCUAGAAAACUGGGACAAAAGGUUAUCUCAACUAAAGCAUCAGAUUAUUAAAAAAAAAAAAAAGUCAUUUUGCAGUUUGCUCAUCACUCAGUGGUCUGGCGAAGUGGGGGGGCUGAGACAGAUUGUUGUAAAAUGGAGUGCUAAACCUAUCAACAUUUCUGAGCUGCGUAGUUCAGGUGCGUGUGUGAGGGAACGGGUGUCCAGUAGGGGGUGCUGCCGUCCAACAAAGACCCCACGAGGAUAAUAUUUGGGUCAAUUUGAUGUUGUGGUUUUUUGGGGGGGGUUUUAGGUAGCAAAGUCAUCCUAUAUUGUCAGUUUGAAUCACCUUUAUCAACGGUUUUAAACAGUAACUUUAACCUGUUGUCCCAGCUGUCAAGAAUAAAAAGGUAAACACACGAUUUCAUUAUUAUUAUUUUUUUUUUAAAGGAACUCUCUGAUAUUUGUUACAGUUGUUCCUUAACCUCACACACCUCUGAGAUUUCCGUUAAGCGCGUUAACAACUGAUCACAGUUUGGGAAGCAACCGAGAAGUGAGAGAAAUCGUGUGAGCUCUGUGAACAGCUGUAAAUGAUGAUGUCACUGUGGUGGUGUUGAGUAGCCUUAGUGUGUUCAUGUUGUGCUCUGUCCUCACUGAUAUAGAAGUGCCUGCAUCCCUUUUCCCAUUUGUUCUGCUAGAGCCCCCCCCCCCCUGUCCCACCAGCUGUCUCGUUGUUGCAGCUUUGCAGUUAAAAUAAAGAAAAUGUUAUUGUG